This is a messenger RNA of Photinus pyralis (common eastern firefly), 825 nucleotides long. Its product is annotated as connectin-like. NCBI's taxonomy places the organism in Eukaryota, Metazoa, Arthropoda, Insecta, Coleoptera, Lampyridae. Gene Ontology annotation, molecular function: protein binding. The transcript is spliced from 2 exons. Bases 36 to 746 code for a protein of 236 amino acids. The record is from RefSeq and is a predicted model, not a curated record.
UUUUUUUCUUCAGUAUCUUCUAAACGUUUUGCCAAAUGGCCGAUGUUUUUGUAAUUUUGCGAAUAAUUUUCAUUUGUGGCGCAUUAGCUUCGGCCCAGAAAUGUACACCUACCUUUCAGAAUGCACUGGUUACAGUCUCAGGUAGUGUACCUAUUUUCACGAGGCGAGUGAGUGGCUGUAUCAAUUCCAAGAGUUUGGGAGUCCGAAACAAUAAUCGCAUCACCAUCGAAGUCAGAAAUCAAGCCAUCGAUGCACUGAAUAGGGCCGCCGUUUCCGACAUUCAGGUUGAGGAGCUACAUAUCAUUCAUAAUCAUAUCCAAAUGAUAAAGGAAGGGGCUUUCCUUAACUUGCCCAUACUCCGCAUGCUGUAUUUGGACAACAAUCACCUUACAUCACUGGAACGUUACUCUUUUGAAGGCCUACCGUCGCUUAGAGGAAUCUACUUACGCCACAACAGUAUCAACGCAAUAUUCGCGAAUACCUUCGUAAACCUACCAAGCCUUUCGAUGCUUUUUUUGGAUAAUAACAACUUGAAGACCUUCAAUCAAAACUGGUUCUCGUCCACGCCAGAACUGAAGUGGUUACUUUUAGACGACAACCAAAUCACCUUCAUCGGGAUGGCCGCCUUUCAAGAUUUACCGUCUCUGGAAAGUCUAGGCUUUGAAGGUAAUAAACUAAGUCACAUUCAUCCCGAUGCUUUUCACGGAUUGCCUCAAUUAAGUGAACUCAUCCUUGGUUGGGAAUAAACCAGAACAGGUUCACCCACAUUCCCAUAUCAGUGUUUGAUGUUGUUCGUAAUUCCUUAAAGGAGAUAUGGAUCUACUC